UUGUUUGGAUGCAUGAACAGGGAAAGAAAUACAUGACACGGGGUGAAGAGAAAGUAAAGGGAAAGGAAGCAGCGGGGGAAGAUUUUUUUCCUUCGUUUUUUUUUUUGGGGUUUUUAAACCUCUCCUCUCUUUAGAAGGUUGUGAGCAGAGGGAAGUGAGAGAGAAGGGAGAGAGAUCAUAAGUUCACUUCACUAACAAAUGAUGGCAGGAAACCCUAACUGGUGGAACAUGCAUCCACCAUCUUAUCAUCAUCACCACCAUCAUCAGCCUCCUACCAAUUUGUUACCUCCUCCGUAUGUCGUCGGAUCUCAGAAUUCUCUCGCUGAUUGUCACGCCCAGGAACUUCCUCAGUCUUGGAGUCAACUCCUCCUGGGAGGAUUGUGCAGUGAAGAAGAUAACUACAAGUAUGGUGGGAGUCACUUUCAGGCAAAAAAGUUGGAGAACUGGGAAGAGCUACAAAUGGUGAACAACCCAUCUUUAGGUGUACACGUCGUUCAUCAUCCUCAUCCUCAGCUUGUAGAUGUAAAACAAGAGGUGUCUCAAACCAGCAGUGACAUGCUGUACAGCCAUGGAGUCCAUGAAGAGUUGUUCCUGGCACCAAGCAAUGUCAAUAAUAAGCCUGCUUGGCCAAAUAGCAGCAACGCCAUCAUGCCUGUGUCUUCUCCUACCUCAUGUGUCACCACUUUGAACAAUAACAACAGCAUGUUGGACUUCUCUAGCACCAACACUGAUAGCAACAAGAACAGCAAUAAUCAAUUGCGUCCUGAUCAUUCAUCUGAGUGUAAUAGCGCAGCCACUGGAGGGGCAUGUAAGAAGGCUAGAGUUCAUCCCUCUUCGAGCCAAUUACCUCUCAAGGUGAGGAAGGAGAAGCUAGGCGAUAGAAUAACAGCACUCCACCAGCUUGUUUCUCCUUUUGGAAAGACUGACACUGCUUCUGUCUUGUUAGAAGCCAUUGGGUAUAUCAGAUUCCUUCAGGGUCAAAUUGAGGCUCUUAGCUCUCCUUACCUGCGCAAUAAUGAAUCUGGAAAUACGAGGAAUCACCAGUCUGUUCAAGGAGAAGGGAAUUUUGCAUUUCCUGGAGACACCAGCUUGCAGGAAGACCAAGAUAAACCAAUGGAUCUGAAGAGUAGAGGCCUGUGCUUGGUUCCGGUCUCUUGCACAAUGCAAGUCGGAAACGAAAGCGGAGCCGACUAUUGGGCUCCGGGACUCGGCGGCGGCUUUUGACGGGGACCGGUCGGGACAGAGGCGACGACAUUGAUGGAGCAAGCUCCCAUGGAAUGACAUAAUAUCACGAGCAGUCACUCUGCUUAAACCUAAGGCUGACUGCUCAUGAUGCUAUGCAUUCUUAGAGUAGCAUCGACUUGAUUGUUAAUUUGUUCGGCUACAUGAUUGAUUGGAGAACUCUAGCUGUUGUAUUACUAUGAAGUUCAUGGAUGAGAAGUUGUAAUCUAGGAUGGUUUGUAGGUAGUAAUAUAUUAAUCCUUCGUUAUGAAAUGAAAAGAAAAUCCAAAUUAUGUCAC
This is a messenger RNA of Syzygium oleosum, 1520 nucleotides long. Its product is annotated as transcription factor bHLH68-like. Gene Ontology annotation, molecular function: DNA-binding transcription factor activity, RNA polymerase II-specific; protein dimerization activity; RNA polymerase II cis-regulatory region sequence-specific DNA binding. Gene Ontology annotation, cellular component: nucleus. The record is from RefSeq and is a predicted model, not a curated record. Gene Ontology annotation, biological process: regulation of transcription by RNA polymerase II. Lineage: Eukaryota; Viridiplantae; Streptophyta; Magnoliopsida; Myrtales; Myrtaceae. The transcript is spliced from 8 exons. The coding region runs from base 199 to 1224 and encodes 341 amino acids.